Molecule: messenger RNA, 12556 nt
Organism: Coregonus sp. 'balchen'
Lineage: Eukaryota; Metazoa; Chordata; Actinopteri; Salmoniformes; Salmonidae
Source: the annotation of a GenBank genome assembly
GAAAGCCUUUAUUGAAUAUCUCAGCAACUGUGUUUCCAGUGAAUGUAGCAGACUAGGAAGUAGGAACGUGGGCCUGAAGAAAAUGCUGUCCUCCUGGCUAAUAUACAUAUUUGUAUCUUUCUUGGUCUGUGAUGGAGUUGUAGCACAAGUGGAAAGUAAGUCAUGUUAUGCUAUUCUUUUCAAAUAAAAUUGGCAUUAGAUUAACUUGAAUAACUUUUAGAUUACAUCAAGGCUGCUGGCUGAAAGCCAAUCAUACUCUAGCUAGCGUCUUAUUGUUUUAAAUUAAGAAGAUAUGUUACGUCUUCUUUGAAUCAGAGAUAUCCACUCCACUAACUUCAUGAAUUGUUAACCAUUCCUAUGUUGGAGAUGUUACCUAUUGUUGUAGUUAGUCUUCACAUUCAGAGGCUGGAGAAGUAUGAACCACUCUCAAAUUCAUAGAUGGAACUGUGGAUGCACGGGCUGAUAGUCCAUGACAUGAAUUAACUAGUUGCAUUUUGAAAUGGCAUUGUUGUUUUUUUUACAACGACUCAAAUGUCAACAAAAACAUAAACAGUGGAGUAAAACAUCCUUAUAUUUUGGGUUAUGAUGAGGUGAAGACAGUUGUACUAGUUGCUGGAAAAGUGGAAGCAAAAAAAGAUUCAAUAUGUCUUCAACAUUAAAAUAGUUAUGUGGAAUUAGUCUGGGAUUUCAAAAUAUUAAUGUUCAUGGUAAAAAAUAAAAUAAGCAUUAUCUCACGCUCAAUUUCAUACCCAGGUUGUAUAGGCUAUGUAUAUGCUACACUAAACAUAGGAUAAAAUGCUGAUUGUAUACACCCACCCUUGCCAUGCCAGUAUGCACAGCAUUCAAAAAUAGAUUUUCCUCUCAUGGAAUUUUAUUCAUUUUUCUACUACAUAUAAUUGAAAUGUAGGUCUAUUUGCACUGCAAGGCAUCUUCGGAUUGGCCCUAGAGAACAGGUUGGAUGCCAUUGACAGAUUUAAUGCUUGAGAAAGAAGCAGGCAUUAGGAAUUGACUGCUUAAUCCCCCCCUCAUCACAUGUUAAACGAAAGGAGAAUAACCCUCCAUGGCAGUCAUGCUUCUUUUUCAGUCUAACCUUCAAAAAUCGGUCAUGAUGAGAAUACAGUAUACCCAUGCGCAAAUAACCCUUGUACCCUGACAAACCAUAUAAUGUGUAACAAUGACGUAGUGAGUUCUGGGCGUACUCUGCCCCUGGAAGGAAUCAUGCCCACUCACCCUGCCGGUCCUGACAGUGACUCCUCAGGAACCUCCCCAGCUCCUGGUUCAUCCUCACCACCUGCCCGUUGGACUGAGGCCGGUACCUGCAAGUGAGGCUGACCGUGACCCCGAGCUUCUCCAUGAAGGCCCUCCAUACUCGUGAUGUGAAUUGGGGGCCACGAUCGGAGACGAUGUCCUCCGGAAGGCCAUAAUGCCAGAAGACCUGCUGGAAGAGUGCCUCAGCGACCUGGAGAGCAGUGGGGAGACCAGGAAGAGGGAUUAAACGACAGGAUUUAGAAAAUCUAUCCACUACCACCAAAAUGGUGGUGAAACCGUCAGAGGAGGGAAGAUCGGUUACAAAGUCAAUGGAUAGAUGUGACCAGGGUCGCUGAGGCACGGGAAGCGGCAGGAGCUUCCCUGCUGGAGCGUUCCAGGGGGACUUGGUUUGAGCACAUAUGGAACAGGAGUUGACAUAGCGAGUGACGUCCUGCGCUAAGGUGGGCCACCGGUAUUUCCCAGAGAUAGUGUGAGAAAUACCUGGAUGUCCAGCGAUGACAGCUGUGUGCGCCCAGGUCAGCAGCCGAUCUCUAAUCCCUGUGGGAACAUAAAUGCGCUCCGGAGGACAAUUAGUGGGUGCGGGCUCCCUCUCCAGAGGCUGGCGGAUGUCCGCAUCAACGUCCCAGACCACAGGAGCUUCGACUCGGGAGGAUGGAAUUAUGGGCGCAUUCUGGACAGGACCCUCCCCCGAAUCGUAGAGACGGGACAGAGCAUCGGCCUUGGUGUUCUUAGAACCUGGGCGAUAGGUCAGCGUGAAGUCAAACCUUGUGAAGAAAAGGGCCCACCUUGCUUGGCGCGGAUUAAGCCUCCUCGCUGUCCGUAUGUACUCCAGGUUCCGAUGGUGAGAAUGACGAAUGGUUCCUUGGCUCCCUCCAGCCAGUGUCUCCACUCCUCUAAUGCCAACUUCACCGCCAGGAGCUCACGAUUACCGACGUCGUAAUUCUUCUCUGCAGGGGACAGUUUCUUCGAGUAAAACGCACACGGGUACAACUUCCGGCAUUCGGGUGACCAGUCUGUAAUUCUCAUUCUCGACCAUGAGAUGGUAGGGUUGUGGCGUUGAAGCCAAGGGAGGCCGAGGAUGAUCUUGUGGACUGGUGCACUGGUAAUGAAGAAGGGAAUGUUCUCCUGAUGAAUGGACUCCACGGUGAGGGUGAGUGGUUGAGUGAUGUGGGUGACGGUUCCAGAUCCAAAGGCCGACUAUCCAGGGCUUGAACCGGAAAAGGAGAGGAGAGUGGGUAUGAGUUGAUGUUAAGAGAGGAGGCAAGGGUCUGGUCAAUAAAGUUCCCAGCGGCACCGGAAUCCACAAAUGCUGUAGACUCAGUACAUGAGGGACAGUCAGAUAGUGUAAUGGACACCAAAAAGAGCCUAGUAGACAGUGAUGAAGAUGGAAUACUCACUCCUGCCCUAGGGGGUGGAAGAUCACGUGACUGUCCCUCUGCUCUUGUGGAUCCCGGAUUCGGACAUGCCAGACACCUCUGGAUCUUGUGCCCACCUUGUCCACAGUACAGAGAGCCCCAGCUGUAUCCGUCUGUGGUGCUCUGCCGCAGGGAGACGAGUGACCCCUACCUCCAUGGGUUCAGACUCUGAUACCGAGUGUUCACUGAGGGAGGGAGAGAAGCGAUGACAGUACCAGCGCUCCCGAAGUAGGUUAUCCAGACGGAUGGCCAUCGCAAUUUUCUUCCACGGUGAAGUUGUCGUCUCGACAGGCCAGUUCUGUCUGGACCUCUUCACACAAACCUCUUCUAAAUAGCGUACGAAGCACCGGCUCAUUCCAUCCACUGGAUGCUGCUACUGUCCGAAAGGUGAGCACGUACUCAGCAGCCGUCUGGUUCCCCUGCCGUAAUUGCAGUAGCCGCUCACCUCCCUCUCUGCCCUCCAGGGGAUGAUCAAAAAUACAUUUAGCCAUGAACCCCUCAUAAGAAUCAAGCUCCUCCUCUCCUCUCUCCCAGACGGCCGUAGCCCAUUCCAAUGCCCGCCCAGUCAGCAGAGAAUUCACCGUGGCAACCUUGGACCUCUCGGUGGUGGAAGCUCCCCUCUGAUGCGUAAAAUAUAGGGAGCACUGAAGUAGGAAGCCACAGCAUUUGGAUGGUGUACCGUCAUAUUUAUCCGGGAGGGAUAAAUGGGCAUCGCUGACCUGAGCGGGUUACUGAAUGGGCUGAUGUGCUGGGUCGACUGGUUGUAGAGUAUCCUCCGCUGGAUGAAGGCAACUCCUCCUGGGUGUGUUCGAGACGUUGCACACUGUGAAGAACCUCCUCCAUAGCCGAUCCCAGUUGUGCCAGCUGGUCAUGGUGUUGACGUAGAAGAUAACCCUGUUCAUCGACCGUCUGAGAGAUAUUCUAAUUUCCUGCUGCUUCCAUGGUUGGAGUCGGUAUUCUGUAGCAAUGACGCUGUGAGUCGAGAAGCAGGUGCAGGUGAAACGUUUAAUAAAACAACAAACAUGAAACGAGACAGCGUAACAGUGGCGAUAUAGCAUGGACACAGGAACAAUACCGACUGAGGACUAAACGUAAGGGAGGGACAUAUAAAGGGGAGGUAAUGAGGAAGGUAAUGGAGUCCAGGUGUGAAUCACAAUGAUCUGCAGGUGCGCGUAAUGAUGGAUGCCAGGUGUACGUAAUGAUGAAUCCCAGGACCGGUGGUUAGUAUUCCGGCGACGUUGCACGCCGGAGGGGAGGAGCAGGAGUAGACGUGACAUCAUGUGUUGGAAUAUUCAACAGAGAGAGAUAAGAGACAGGUGACAAUUCAGGAGGUAUGGACAGACAGAGAGACCAGAAAAGUAGACAAAAAGGCUGUAGAAAGGAAGGGGAGCAAGAGAGUAGAAAGUGAAAAAGUCAAGUGUAAUACACAAGCAGUGAGAACAACCAGUACCCUAUUUGGAGAUUAGCUAAGCAGUGCCACAAUAGUUGUUUUGUGUGAGGAUCUGGCCUGGCUUGUUUUUGGUAUAUGUUGUGGAUUGAAGGUGUCAAUUCUCAGAGGUACAUACAAUAGGUGUAACCACAUCGUCACUGGUCCCUGUGCGAGAUUUAUCAGUGGGCACUCAACAGAAAUCAGAACAGCAGAACUGGAAAGACAUUCACACUUACGGUUGGCCAACUCAUAAAACAUUUUAGAAAAAGGCUGUGCUGUUAUCCUUGCAAGGUGAGGUAUUGAAUGGUAUUGAAAUAUUUUUUACCCCUACCUUUUUGAGAAAAAUAGUAUUACUUGUUAAACAGAAUCUCUUUCUCUGAGCAAUUGUAUUAGUAUAAAAUAAUAUAAUUUAAAAAAAGAAAUUGAGCAUAAAAUAUAGCUCAGUAUUCGGACCCCACUGUAUGUAAAUUAACCUAUAUAACAGGUUGUGGAUAGCCUGGGAUGAUAAUGCUGUAACAUCUAUUUCCUCUCUCAGAUCGCGUGGUUUUCCUGUUUAACACCUUUCAGAAUGUGAGUAUGAAUGAGAACGAGACGGUGCAGGCAGUGGUCUCCAGAAUCCCCCCUGAAGUGGCCUUUAUCACCCUCCAGUUCCACACACAGCACAGCAAUGCUACGCUGUCCUACAACAGGGUAAGACACUGGCUCACGUACAAACACACAUGCUCACAGUAAAAUAGAUUUAUGUAAUAGUCUAAUUCAGGUCAGUGUUCAUUCAUUCAAUAUUGCCUAUUACCAUAUCAAACACGUGCGUACGUACGAACAAACACACACACACAUAACCACACGAUUGGCACUGAUUGGUCCACUGACUUUUGGAGGGAAGUCAGAUGAUGUGCAACCAGACUGGUUGCACAUCAUGGGAGGAAGGCGGGGCAUGAGGCAAGGGUAAGAUGGGUUGACCAAUCCUGGCCUUGGUCCCAGAGAACCUAAGGGUUGGGUGAAAAAACAAUCGCCUAUUUCCCUAUCACACACACACCGUUUCUACUGACCCACUUGUGGCGGAGUCUUGUGAGAUUUGCAGACACUCUGACUGAGUAGAGCUGUCAUGUGUUGGGCUGGUCACAAGCUCUUUGGUCUUGACGGAAACCUUUGUGAAUGCCUUUCCCUCUUACUACUGAAAACACUUUGAACUAACUCAAAGUAGUCCUAAAUUAAAGUAGUCUAAAUUAAAGUAGUCCUAAAUUAAAGUAGUCCUAACUCAUAGUGGGAAUAGGCUAAAGCAGUAAACAUGCUCUGACUGUAGUGAGGUCAACAUGAAAACUGGCCCCAACUGUUAAGGGGCAAAUGUACCAAACACAGCAUAGACAGGUAAUGAGUGUCAGCUGGAAGUGAAUAUCACCACAAGUCGUUCUUUCUCCACUGUCUAAACCAUCUGGCAGAUAUAGCCUACAGCUAUGUGAGAACAGAUGGUCAGCCGGGCGACUGUGCACGUUUCAGUAGUACUUUACAUUACAAUACGGAGGAAUAAAGCAGUAAUAACAUGGUGGUAGUAUGGUAAUUACUACGUUAGAGUUACUCACAAUGGAGACAUUAUUUGCCAGGAUACGGAGAAAAUUGAGAGUAACUGAAACCUUCAGGCAAAUCAGUGCAUUCAGUGCAUUGUAAUCAACUAAAGAUUGACUUAGAGCUUUAGAACAUGGAUCUUCAUGGGAUUUCAGGCUUUGUUUUUGUGACCGAUUUGGAUAGAUUAGGGAUGUGUUGUUGGCUGACUAUUUGAGUGAUUUUCUGGUUGUCUGGUUGUCUGGUUGACUGACAGCUGCAUUCCUUCCUACUUUGGGCAGAUGCCAGGGCUGGGCCUCUCUCUAACAGCGGUAGACUCAGGCCUUCUCUCACCCCUGAUCCCCGGUCAGACCACGCUCUCCUGGUUCCUGCUGGCCGCUGAUGGGGACUCUGUGUCCGGCACGGGGGUUAUCCUCCCCUACACCAGCUCUGGUAUGUAUGCCCUUCCAUCAUCCAUCUCCGCUUCCCAAAAUAAUACACCAAUUCCUCUACAGUUUUAGGUGACUUCCCACUACCUGUCAAGGGGCUAUGUUGCCUUACAUCACUGUUAGCAUUCCAGGAUAUUUUACCUCUCACUACUCACCCUCAAUCCACCAUUGUUUUAACCACUCCAUAUACCAUAUUAAAGCAAUAGCAAGUGUGUCUAGUAGACCUAGAGUCCGUUUCAAACGAACCCCAAAACAAGAAUGUCAGUUGGAUUACUGAACAAAACAAAUAGAAAGUCAACUGAGGACAAACUUCAAAGCUGUUUUGCCUUCCACCGAACUGAUUGUAUCUGUGUAGAGUAAUCUGCACUCUACAACUUCUCUAAAGUCACCAGUAGGCCAUCUGCAUAGACCAAUGGUACUAACUCAGUCUACUACUGCUACUACUGCACUGUUAAUGGACUUCAAGAAAAAACAAUGACUUGAUUGGCUGCUUUUAAUUAAAUGUGUUUUCUCUCUCUCUGCAGACCCAGUCCCUGGAGCUUGUAAUCUGGAGUUUGACCUGGACAUUGACCCAAAUAUCUAUCUCCACUACAACCUUUUUGAGACUACUAUCCGCUUUGCACCUGCAAAUAUUGGAUAUUCAAGGUAACAACACACUAGAGGGUUUAUGGAUUUAACCACUUGGAUUUAACCACUUCUGUCUCACUGCAAACACAUAUGAGGCAGGGCACUCUCUGCAUAUGUUUUGGUUUAUACAUUUUAAAGUAAACCCUGGUGAAAAGCCAACAAUUAGUCAAAGAAAUAGUCCUGUGACUGAAAGACAAAGCAAUCUUAUGAGUGCACUAUGUGCUGUCUUACAUUAGUGUGUUUUUCAUUGUUGUGGAAGCAGAGUAAGAAAUGUCUUAAUGGCAGGGCUCUGGCUAGGAAUGUGCUUUAGUGGAGAGAAGAGCUGGCGAGGUACACUGAGUGGAACCCAACCUCUUCAGCAUUUUGGGAUAGGGAAAUCAUUGAUAUUUCUUUAUGGAAAUAAAUAAAAUACUUUGUUGCUAUUAAUCAGGCUAUGGUGAGAUGAUGAUCAUAGGAGUUGCCAAUAUGGCACAAACCGAUCUAGUGACCAGGCUAUGGGAAGUGCUGUCUUUUAGUAUUUCCACAUACAGUACCUACUCGCAUUACGUGGACCACAGAGAGGAAACACACACACACAAUCUUCCUGUUGUGCAUCAAGCAGCUUCAAUGUUACAUUGGCCUGUGGUCUGUUGACAGAACUGUAUCUGAAUUUACCUAGAAGAAAAAGAAACUAAGAUUUCGAAUAGCAGUGAUUCAAAAAGCAAAAGACCAAAGAGGUCUGGGGAGGUCUGUGGCGAAACCAAAAAGAGUCACAAAGAUUUUGAAAGAUUUUGAAUAAGAUAAAAGUGAUGGAGACACUUGUUUUGCGUAGUCUCUAAAUUGUAAUUUUUUUAAAGGAUACUACUGCCCUUUCUGUUGCAUUUUCAUAUUGCUGUAUUAUUAUAAUUAUUUGUGACGGCUCUUCUGAGCCAUCUUAUUUAAUUGUGAAAAAUAUUUUAAUUUUUUUAAAGUAAAAAAAUCUACAACAUUUCUGUUUAAAGCUAGAAUCCUUAAUGGUGAAACAGCCAUGUCCGUUUAGGAUAUUACAACAACAAAGAAGUUACUGUAAACAACGAACACUGUUUUUCCCCUCUGACAUCAUUGCACACGCGAUAGAACAGCAAAAUAUGUACAGCAAUUAUUUUUACCAUGCUGCCGGACGCUUCUCUGCUCUGUUUUCAUCAACUAAACAAUAACAAAGUCACUGGGGCGAACAGUGGCGCAGUUUCCCCAAAUGCGCAAUUCGUACUUUAAAGCAAACUUUCAGAAUCCAUUGUGAACUGACCUCUGUUGGCACCUCCUCAGAGGCUCCAAUCCGCCCGCCUGUGACACUGAAGUGGGUGAAAACACUCGCUGGCGCCUGAGGUACGACAUCUACCAGUACUUCCUGCCUGAGAGCGACCUAUCAGAGCAGAGCCUCAUCACCAGCAUCCAGAGUGUGGCCAACGUCCAGACCAUGACAGAGCAUGGGAAAAGGGUGAGCUGAUGACAGCGUGAAUGUAGUGCAAAAUGGAUAUGUAUAAAAAUACAGAUUGGGAUCGUAGACUGUAAACUUGCUGGUUGUGGUGUAAUGGUAUGGUGAGCUUUUCUCCUUUUUUUCUCCCUGUAGCUCAUGACACUUUCGUCCAAUGAUAAGACGGAGGUAGUGUUUAGCUCCAUCCCGGGCCAGGGUGUAAUCUACUCUGUCAUAGUCAGAGACCCAGUGAUUAACACCUCUUCCUCGUAUAUCCCUGUCCACACCUACGCCUGCAGCUUCGCCUCCACCCUGGAUGGCUGCGACACUCUGGGUAAGUGGGACAACCAGCACAGGGCCAAAAGGGUAUUUUUGCAGGGAAACAUCAGUCAAUAUACACUACAUGACCAAAAGUAUGUGGACACCUGCUCGUUGAACAUCUCAUUCCAAAAUCAUGGGCAUUAAUAUGGAGUUGGUCCCCCCUUUGCUGCUAUAACAGCCUCUACUCUUCUGGGAAGGCUUUCCACUAGAUGUUGGAACAUUGCUGCGGUUACUUGCUUCCAUUCAGCCACAAGAGCAUUAGUGAGGUCGGGCACUGAUGUUUGGAGAUUAGGCAUGGCUGCAGUCAGCAUACCAAUUUAUCCUAAAGGUGUUUGAUGGGGUUGAGGUCAGGGCUCUGUGCAGGCCAGUCAAGUUCUUCCACACCGAUCUCGACAAACCAUUUCUGUAUGGACCUCGCUUUGUGCAUGGGGGCAUUGUCAUGCUGAAACAGGAAAGGCCUUCCCCAAACUGUUGCCACAAAGUUGGAAGCACAGAAUCGUCUAGAAUGUCAUUGUAUGCUGUAGCGUUAAGAUUUCCCUUCACUGGAACUAAGGGGCCUAGCCCAAACCAUGAAAAACAGCCCCAGACCAUUAUUCCUCGAUUCGCCAAACCCAGAUUCGUCCGUCGGACUGCCAGAUAGCGAAGUGUGAUUCAUCACUCCAGAAAACGCGUUUCCACUGCUCUGGAGUCCAAUGGCGGCGAGCUUUACACCACUCCAGCCGACGCUUGGCAUUGCACAUGGUGAACUUAGGCUUGUGUGCGGCUGCUCGGCCAUGGAAACCCAUUUCAUGAAGCUCCCGACGAACAGUUAUUGUGCUGACGUUGCUUCCAGAGGCAGUUUGGAACUCAGUAGUGAGUGUUGCAACCGAGGACAGACGAUUUUUACGCGCUUCAGCGCUCGGUGGUCCCGUUCUGUGAGCUUGUGUGGCCUACCACUUUGCGUCUGAGCCGUUGUUGCUCCUAGACAUUUCUACUUAACAAUAACAGCACUUACAGUUGACUGGGGCAGCUCUAGCAGGGCAGAAAUUUGACGAACUGACUUGUUGGAAAGGUGGCAUCCUAUGACGGUGCCAUGUUGAAAGUCACAAGCUCUUCAGUAAGGCCAUUCUACUGUCAAUGUUUGUCUAUGGAGAUUGCAUGGCUGUGUGCUCGAUUUAAUACACCUGUCAGCAACGGGUGUGGCUGAAAUAGCCAAAUCCACUAAUUUGAAGGGGUCCACAUACUUUUGUAUAUAUAGUGUGUCUAUAAUGGAGACAUAUCUGAGUAUUCCUGUCUGAUUUCCUGGGACCUUAUUCAACUAAACUUUCUGUUGAGUGGAAGGAGAGUAUAAUGUCAUUCUACACAGAAGACAUUUACUGUACUGCAAUCGUUCUGGCUGAGACCUUCAGGGCUAUUUGCGUGGAAAUCUUCUGGAAUGCACCUUGAAGGACAGUGUGCAUUUCAGACCAGGGAAGAUCAACACCAGUCCCCUAGGAAUAUGUUGUCAGCUGAUUUCAGUCUCUAUUUUGAUUAGUAGCUGACUUAUGAACCCAUAUGUCAACUCUAGUCAACAGUAACAAACUGUAAUGGAGCAAUUUCAUAGCAGGAGGAAAAAGACAAACCGUCGACACAGGGUCUGCUGCUCUUAUUAGACCAACAACAAGUUAGACCAACUAUGGGGAAAGACAGAAUGACUAAAGGCUGAUGUACUUUAUUUUCUUCUAGGGAAGAUAUCCACAAUGAUCUUCUUCACCAUCGUUGGUUUAGCUGGCCUCUUCGUGUGCUUCUUUGGGCACCACUUCUUCAAAUGUGGUGAGUAACCAAGGGAAACAAGUGUUGACUUACCGACUUUUCCACUACAUCACUGGAAGAUACGUUUGGGAAGUCCAGGACUUUUCCUCCCCAUAGAACACCAGUAAUAAAUAGCUGCUUUAUCCCAGCUAUUUAUGGUGUGUUAAAGUCCAACUCUCAUUCAAAGUUCAUGCCAGCCAGCUAAUGGAAAUAUGGGCUGGAGGUUAAAGGUCUUGUUGUAAACUGUUGCUCCCACAUAAUGGGCAAAAAUAAUUUGAAAGAAAAAUAAUAAAUAGACUGUUCGCUGGUCAUGUUUUUAGACCAGUACCAGGUUUAAUCUGGGUCUGGGAAACCAGUCCUAGAUGUCAUGCUAGAGUCUUUACUGUGUUGCUUCUCCCGUAUUAAACUUUCCUCCCUUGUUCCCCUCUCUAUCUUCCUCUCUCUUAGAGCUAUUCUGUAUGGGCUUUGGCUUCGCAGCGUUUUUCUUUUUUAUCUUGAUCACAAGAACUACAAAACUGGACUAUGACAGUAAGUUCAAGUGAUUUCAAAUGAAGAUAAGAAGAUUGUUGACAUUGUCUUAUCUAAUGUACUUGCCUUUUUUGGCAGCCAGGUUGAUAAGGAUAUUAAUUAUGUUGUUUUUUAUUUGGUCAUAUGCUUGUUCAGUUAUCUCUGUACUCCCUCUGUAGUUUUUAAUGCGUCUCCAAAGCAUACAGUAUUUUGGAAUGAAAUUAGCCAUACAAACUGGCUUUGCUUCCAGCCAAAUUGCAUUAAUCGGCAUAGGUCUCUCAUUAGUGCGAAUUAGAUAGUCAUGCCAUAUCAAUAUGAUUUCCCCAAAAACAUUAUCCAAUUUUAAUUUGGAAGCUCCCCAUAUGCAAGGUGAUGUCAGCGUUGGCAUGUAUGUGGAUGCGAGUAUGUGUAAGUCAUGGAGGAUGGCGGUGAGCGUAUGAAUUGAGAAUUACACACCUAACCCUAAUGUGAUGUGGUCAAUGGUGGAGCUGAUGGAUGGAUGCCAGAGAACUCAUCCAGGACGCAAUGGGAAACUUCCCCUGUGCAUAGCACACAGUUCAGUGUGAAACAACACAUUUAUGCAUAGAACAAACAUCUCACUGUAAAAGCACAUGUUCCAGUAAUUAAGUUGGAGCACGGGUUCCAACAUGCUGAAGAGCACAUGCUUUAGUGGAAAGACAGAACAGAAGUGUGUGUGUGUGUGCUUCCUCUCUGCAGUCCGUCUGACCCUGACAGCAGUGAUUGGCGUAGUGGGGGGAGUUAUCCUGGUGAUGAGCUGGUGGCGCUUCGGCUCGGUCAUGUCCUGUGUCAUCGUAGUCGGUCUCAUGCUGGGGUUCCUCAUCUCCUCCACUGUCUUCUUCACGCCUAUCGGUAAAAGAACCAAAAAAACACCUACGUCAGAUUAUUAUUUAUUUUAUUUACAAGUUCAAGCAGGAUAAUGCUCAGUCAGAUUAAUGUUGUAUGACACAGAAAGUAUUGUAGCAACGUGGUAAAGAAGUUAUCAUCACCACUUCCUCAGGUGACAUGGAGGUGUUCCGUUCAAAUGUGGUGUUCUGGGUGACGUUCAGCUGCAUCGUGGUCGUGGUACCGCUCUUCUUUGUGCGCUGGCCAAGAGAGGUAGGCCCUGAUCCCCACCCUUCUGCACUUUCUUUACAGUGGCUGUCCAAUUCUACGUCAUAGUCCCCUCCCACUUUAAACUCAAGAAGGGCUUAGAACUUUCAACGCUUUGGGAGGACAAAUGUGGAAAUGGAGCCUCUGGGUAAUAUUGCUGUGUGGGUGUUGUCUUUCUGCAGGGUAACAUCACUACGUGUGGUGUCGCUGGAGCCUAUGCUGUGGUGCUGGCUGUGAAUGCUUACAUCUAUAUCAGCCUCUCGUACAUCACCCUUAACAUCCUCAAGCGCUUCCUCAACGACAACUUCAGCAAGGCCUUUACUGAUGUGCCUUUCCAGGACAUCGGUGAGUAAAAUCAUUUCUUUCUUUUUUCAAAACCUGAUUCUGACCUUUCACCCUAACAUCCUUUUUGUCCUCUCUCAUUCUUGGUCUUCCAGAUUUCAUCAUGAUCACAGUGUGGGUGGUUCUGGGUGUGUCUGGUAUCGUGCUACAGUUCUACCGGGAACGCACACGGCCCUUCUUCCCCCCCAGCCCUUACCUCAUGUGGCUGCAAGAGCGGGAGCGCCGCAAGACAAACGUUCUGGACCCAAGCCACCACACAUCCUCACUCCCUUCCCGUCUCCUCGCCCGUGCCCGACAGCUGACUAGCUGGAGAGAGUCCGCUGGUGAGCGCACACCCCUCCUCCUU